AUGCAAGGAGUUAUAACUUAUAAAUCAACCAUUUCUAAGCACAUUUCCAAUAUUAAUUAUCCAUUCUAAUGGCUUCUUCUUUAUCAUUAUCAACAAGCUCCUGGUGUUUUGUAGGUUUCUUGGUGGUGGUAUGGAAUGGCAGUUUGUAUGCUAAUGGAUGUUAUACAUCCAUUAUCAGCUUCGGCGACUCCAUUGCCGAUACAGGCAACAUAAAACAUCUGAGUGCCAUCACCAACCAAGCAUUUCCAAGUCUUUUCCCGCCUUACGGCCAAACCUUCUUCAACAAACCCACUGGCCGAUGCUCUGAUGGUCGACUAAUCAUUGACUUCCUAGCCGAGAGUCUUGGAUUGCCAUUGAUACCGCCAUAUAUGCAAGCGGGGAGUGACAACGCGUUGGAGUUGGGGCAUGGGGUGAAUUACGCAGUGGCGGGUGCUACAGCAUUGGGUUCACUGUUUCUUGGAAAAGAAGGGAUUCAAAAUCCAGUGUCAAACGCGUCGUUAGGAAUUGAGUUGGGAUGGUUUAAACACUCGUUGCAUUCUUUUUGUGACAACGCUUCAGACUGUAAGAACUUAAUUGGACGCUCGUUGAUCCUAGUAGGAGAGGUUGGCGGCAACGAUUACAAUUUUCCAAUACUUGAUGGAAACCCCAUUGAUGAUGUUAAAUCAUUAGUUCCUAUUGUUAUAAAUACCAUAGUCUCAAUAAUCAAUGAAUUGAUUGAGAUGGGGGCUCAGACACUUGUUGUUCCAGGAAACUUUCCAAUCGGAUGUUCUUCGGCAUAUUUGACAGUAUGCGGUUCUGAGAACGAAGAGUAUGAUCCCACAACUGGUUGCCUCGUUCGGUUAAAUCAAUUUGUUGAAUACCACAAUGAAUUUCUGCAAACGAAACUAAAUCAGAUUCGAGAACUUCACCCUAAUGUUAACAUCAUCUAUGCUGAUUACUACAAUGCCGCCAUGCAAAUUUACCGUUCUCCAUAUAAGUUUGGAUUCACAAACGGUGCUUUGAAGGCAUGUUGUGGAGGCGGAGGGCAGUUUAAUUACAAUCUAACUACAAAAUGCGGAGAUGAAUUUGCUACUGUGUGUGCUGAACCAAGUACAUAUGCUAAUUGGGACGGAAUACACUUAACAGAAGCGGCAUACAAAGUGAUUUUCAAAGGUUUAUUUCAAGGGCCAUACACUACACCUGCAUUUAGUUCCUUGUGUCCUACAUCACCACAAAGGGGGGCAAUUGGAUUAUCGAGUUUUUGAUAAAGAGUGACCUGAAACUAAGCCAGCGUAGACUGCGUGUAAAAGAAAGAGCAUGAAAAGAGUCGAGACUUGAAAGUUUAGAGUGCACAUUUUUAUUGUAAAAUAAAUAUAAUAAUUUAUAAAUGGUUAUAAUCAGGUAAUUGUGUGUGUGUAAAUUGAUUGUAAGUUAUAAAGUUCAAUUUCAUUAAUGUACAAUAGUAUUCUUAAUGUGGUUAUGCAUCCCUUCUUUAUAAA
Molecule: messenger RNA, 1478 nt
Organism: Helianthus annuus (common sunflower)
Lineage: Eukaryota; Viridiplantae; Streptophyta; Magnoliopsida; Asterales; Asteraceae
Product: GDSL esterase/lipase At1g28600
Exons: 5
Coding region: 69-1244 (391 amino acids)
Molecular function (GO): hydrolase activity, acting on ester bonds
Source: RefSeq, a predicted model, not a curated record